This is a messenger RNA of Diorhabda carinulata, 4939 nucleotides long. RefSeq names its product sodium-dependent transporter bedraggled (gene bdg). Lineage: Eukaryota; Metazoa; Arthropoda; Insecta; Coleoptera; Chrysomelidae. Gene Ontology annotation, cellular component: membrane. The coding region runs from base 412 to 4347 and encodes 1311 amino acids. The transcript has 13 exons. Gene Ontology annotation, biological process: sodium ion transmembrane transport. The record is from RefSeq and is a predicted model, not a curated record.
ACAUAAAAUAUUUUAUUUUCUCGUACAGUGUCCGUCUGCUCGAUGACGGCACGUAGUGGUUUUACCAGCGGUGACCGUCUAAACUCAACGUGCACCUACAAGCGCAACGCAAAGGCAACAGCCUCCGUAGAAGAGUUCUUCGACUCACCUUCUUGGACUUUUUCUCAAUUCUUGUUUUUAGAUUCUCUUUACCUGCCACCGGGUGGAUGUUAAUUUAAACCAGUGUCAUACAGUGUAGUUGAAUUUUAAUCAUAAUUUUGGAAUAUUAGUCGUGUAUUGUUGUAAGUGAACAAUUGUUGUUACCUGGGAUACUGUCUACAUUCCUUGCUGGCCUUUUCAAGUGAUAGAUUUUGUGUAGUGGAUUUCAAGGUGGAGCUAGCAGGUCAUGACAUAAAAUCAAACAAUGCGACCAUGUCUACAGAAACAAAUACUCACGAAACAGACCUGAUUGAUUUAAACGUCGGUUCUCCGAUUCUCCCGAGGGCUUCUUCAAUAUCUACAUCAGAAGCAUGGUCAGAAGAAUCCGACAAUCUUUUAGAUACCGAAUUACCCGUGCUAGAAGAAAAACUACAAACAGCAAGUCAAUUAUCCACUCCGAAAAUAAUCUCGAGACGACCUAGUAUAGACAUCGAAGACAUUCUCGUAGAUAUAGACGAUACGUACGAUAUAAUUAACGGUUUAGAAGAUAAUGAAGAAUUUUUAAGAAUAUGUGACAACAUAGAAGCAUUAAACGCAUUGAAGAAUCUCGACGAUGUUCUCGAUGAAGAAGACAAUAACAGCGAGGUUAGCUCCGUACAAGUUCAACAAGAUAUCGAAGAUUGUUUGGAAGAUUUAGAUAAUUACCUAAAGACCUUGGAGGACAGUUCAAGUGAAGAUGAAUGCUAUUCGUCCAAUUGCACCGAAGACCAACCGAGCGUUGAAAGUUCGAUAACCACAGACGACAUUGGGAAUGAAAUUGUAGCUGAAAAUGAAGAAAGUAAGGAUGAAGAUUUGCGGCGCAAACUACGUCAAAUGGAGGAAAACUACAGGAAGUACUUGGCUUCCGGGUCUGUUAAUAACGCGUACGUCAAUACAGAACUGAAUGAACGGGAACGUAGACCUUCAUCAGCCUGCGAGACAGUCAGUGAACCGAAAAAUAGGAACCAUCCGGCUAGAAAUACCGUAGCCGUGGUCAGGAGGAAACGAUCGUCAUUACCAGAUGCAAUGGUUGGUGGUAUACAGUCCAGGUGUUUCCCGGGAAGCCGGAAACCGUACCCAGCUGGUGAAUCCGACGAAGAAAUUGACUGGAGUUGGGUACAGGACGUAGCACGCGAUAUCACCCUAGAGAGGCGCGCACACGCAGCCGGAAACUGCUGUACCGGAACUGUUGUCUUGGAGACGCCUCGUAUAACCGUCGCCCCCUGCAGUUCGUCAGCACCUGUGAUGGACGAAGAACCCAAAGAAGACGUCAACAAAAGCACGUGGUUGCGUAGCUCCAUGCGCAGAUUGCGACAUUUACCACUACCGAACGGCGACGCUACGUCGGGAGGGGAAGUUCCAUCGAGUGGGGAACCUCAAGUGGUAACGUCGGUACGACCCGUCAGUGCGCCGUCGCGGAUCGCAGAUAGCGCCGUGCGGAAUUCUUCGCGAGCUUCGAGAUCUAGAUCGCGUGCUAGUGCUGUGUCUAAUGAACCUAGUGGUAGGGCACGAAGUAGUUCUGCGUCUUCUAGGUCUCCCAGACUUAGAAGUUUAUCUUUUAGCGAAACUAGUAUUUCUUCGACUGUGGAUUCGACUACUCCGAGCACCCCUAUUACGACUACACAAACUACUCAAGAACCUGAUACUCAAAACACUAGUCCUACAAGAUCAUGUGAUAGAAACCGCCAGUCGGACAUGCCAGAGGCACACAGUCCGUUAGGACAUUGGCCUCACAGCCUUAGCUCCAUGAUGGCAUGUCUUGGUUGUACUUUAGGUCUUUUCAACAUUUCGCGAUUCGCUAUUCUCACUGUCCAUUUUGGAGCUAAUUUCAUCUUCCAGUUCUGCUUUUUAUCGCUUAUUUUCGGCCUUCCGCUAUUUACUCUUCAACUUUGCCUUGGGCAACAACUUGGAGCUGGAGUUAUAGAUAUGUGGAGAAUAUCGCCGCUCUUCCAAGGAGUAGGGGUAUCGUUACUGCUGGCUCAAGCGCUUUUAGGACUGUAUAGUAUUAUCGGAGUGUCUUGGAUGUUUGUGUUUUUUCGGGAUUCAUUCAUUACGAAAGCCGAUAGGUACCGAUGGGCCGAGCCGUUUAUUUAUUAUAGAAGGGAUAUAAAUUCUGAAAAUAGUACCUUUCAACUGACGCAAACACUCCCAGACUAUUUCAAUGGAGUAGUUCUUCAACGACAUCACUUACCAAGUGGAAACUCAUAUGGUACCAUCAAGUUUCAGCUGGCGUUCAAUUUAGCUGUUGUAUGGAUGAUAGUAUUUGUAUCUCUGAGCAAAGGAUUAAGAUCAUAUGGAAAAGUUAUUUACGCUUUUACCUUACUACCAGUCUUCGGGACCUUUAUUUUGUGUGCCAAAAUCUUAGGUUUGAUGCCACCGGAGUUUGUUAACGUAAUCUUUCCAGAAACUUCAUGGGGAGAAUUUUUUCUCAAUCCAAAGAGUUGGUUGGCUGCCAGUCAAGAAGUUUUUCUUACAUGGGGUAUGUUGGGAGCGGCUAUAAUGCAAAUAGCAUCACAUAACAGACACAAACAUUUACUUCAAAGAGAUUCUAGUCUUGUAGCCGUUAUAACUUUCACAAUUUUAUUGCUAGUAGCUUUCUUGGCAAACACCUGUGUUCAAAUACUUAAAGCUUACGGGUACAGUUAUAUACCUGAUUCUUUUGAAAAAAUGUCUUCGUAUACAUUUCUUCGAUCUACAAAAGAUCCUCUUCCUCCGAAUUUGGCAAGUAUUUCUAUACGAAAUAUGGUUCAUAAUUCAUUCGUAUUGGGAGAGAAAGUUAUAAAACCUUACAUAGACUUUUCAGAAGAAAGUGGAUAUAUGGUUCUAAGAUUGGCUACUGAAUUGGUACCAUCUACAUUUGCAGUGAUGGGAGCCGAUCAGGUGUCACCGUUUUGGGCUGUAUUAUUUUACUUUAUACUUAUAAUGUUCGGUAUCGCCCAACAAUUGGCUAUAUGGCAUUGCGUCAUUACGGGAAUUAUGGCAAUCAAAGCAAACGUUCUGAAAUCUUGGGAAACUACGAUUACCUUCUUUAGUUGCGCGUGCGGGUUUAUUCUGGGACUUCCUAUGGCUACAGAGAUGGGAAUUUACGUGGUCUACUUCUUGGAUUACACAGUUGGUGGUGUAUGGUGGCUAGUGAUCGUCAUUAUUAUACAAAUUAUGGCAGUAUUCAUGGUUCGUGGAAGACCUUAUAGUGGAGAUACUGUCGUUACAGCAUUAUUCUAUCAAAACAGCCAUCCGUGCUUUUUGAGCUGGGCUCCUGCAUUAUUGUCGUUCACUUGGAACGUGAUCUUACCUGUUGCUUUAAUGGUACUUUGUAUUGCGACAUUCAAAAAUGGUAGCUUCAGAGAUAUGUUUAUUUGGCAUCACGGGCCUGUAGCUGGAUAUUGGCCUCUUUGGGCACGUCAAGUAGGAUCAAUGAUACAACUUGUCCCCAUUCUUUGUAUUCCCUUAGUAGCUGUAAUACAGAGUUAUAGGUAUUUGAAUAAUGGACCUAGUGAUAUUUUGGAUCGUAUUCAAUUACUAUACCGGCCACCGAUCGGUGAGCACAUGGACGAUUUAAGCAACCAAGAAGCAGCCGAAGCGAUCAGAAAUGAAAAUAAUGCCGCCAACGCGACAGCUGAAGAUCCUCCACCGAAGUACACUCCUCCUCCAUCCUACACGACUGCGACCGGUGCUAGAAUUGCAAAGUUCUUACGGCAAAGCAUUAGAAGAAGUGUUAGAAGAAUAGCUAACGUUUUGGGCGAAGGUUCCUCUAGACAAAGAACUCCAAUAUCGAAUAAUAACGGAAACUCCAGCAACACUCCUCUUCCUCCUCCAGAUUAUAACACCGUUUUAGUAGAAAUGAACAACACCUCACGAGAUGUUUCAAUCACCGUUCCAGAUGGUACUCUCGGUAAUACCCGUUUAUCAACACUUGAAAGACUGAGAAACUUGGAAUCAACUUCUACAGCGUUGACAGCAGCCGAAGUCGCUUCUAUUUUAAGAAGUAGUUUUCGAAGGAGUACUGUACAUAGAAAUAACACGAGAAUACCUAAUUUUAGUGAUAACAUGUCGUCGUUGAGUGCGCAGAAUCUGAUAGAUUCAGCUGCGCCUAUUGGAGAGAUGUCGCUGGUAAUGGAACAUUUGCCCAAUACUGAUUGUGAGGUUAAGAAUAACAAUACUGUGAUAUAGACUAUUACUAGAGGAUACUUAUAUCGGAAGUAGUUGGUUAGUUUGUAGAUAAUUUCUAAGAUUGAUAAGAAACAUCACCAUUGUAAAAUGGGUCCAUCUACCAAGGGACCUAUGAAAAUAAAGGGAGUAGAAAAUUGGAUAUGUCUGCCUUUUCUAUAUCUAGUUCUAAGACACAAUAAUAAUGGUUUCUAGUCAUUCGAGAAUAACUCUAGAAUAGUUUGACGCAAAACGUUUCAAAUAUAAUGAAAAUAACAUUUUAUGAUUUUAAUUCAAAAGCUGUUUUAUUAAUUUUUAUGAAAAUAAAGUAGUAGUUUAAUUGUUAAAUUUUUGACUGAAUGUAUAUUCUAUGAACUGACCAUUGCUGUCUUUACUAUGUAAAGCAUUAAUUAAUGUACAGUCGUAAGCCUUAAUUUAUACAUAUUUAUAUAGAUAUGUUAUUUACCUGUACAAAAUUUCAUAUUUUAUAAUUUCAACACCGACUUUUAAAUUUACUGAUUGUAUUAAAUAUUUUUUGUAUCUCAACUUUUUUUUAUAUAUAAAAACUACUUUCAAUGACCUUGUUUUACUUAUAACUAUUAAACGAUAUUUUUUG